This is a messenger RNA of Gavialis gangeticus (Gharial), 1577 nucleotides long. It is a transcript of the gene CCDC69, whose product is annotated as coiled-coil domain containing 69. Gene Ontology annotation, molecular function: microtubule binding. The transcript has 9 exons. Bases 120 to 1040 code for a protein of 306 amino acids. Gene Ontology annotation, cellular component: nucleus; cytoplasm. The record is from RefSeq and is a predicted model, not a curated record. Lineage: Eukaryota; Metazoa; Chordata; Crocodylia; Gavialidae.
AGGCUGGCCCGCUUUGUGCAGGCGCUUCCUUUAGGGGCAUUACGGUGCAUGCCUGUCUGAGUUCAAGUUCAAGCUGCAGCAGGGGGAGGCAGGGAGAGUCCGCCCGGUCCUAGCCCGGCAUGGGCUGCCAGGGCAGCAAGCCGCGCUGCUGUGGAGCCGCCAGCAAGCAGAGACAGCCGAAAUCUCCCCGGGCAAAGGGAGCAGCGUCCCAGGAGCUGACGGCCUCAAAGAGAGCAAAGGCCCCCCUGCCUGAGGAUGCGCAGAAGGAGAAGGCGGCGCUGCUGGAGCAGCAGAGGAGUCUGGCGGCAAAGCUCCCGCGGGGCCAGCGGGAAGACGGCAAGAGAUGGAGGGGGAAGGCGGCCACCCAGGCUGAGAGGCUGACCCAAGGUGUCGGGAGCCAGGUGCCAGGGCAGAGCGAUGUGGAGCAUGAGCAGCAGCUGGAUGCACUGAAGCGGCAGCAUGCUGAAGCCCUCCGAGACCUGCAGCAGACGUACGACCGGGAGAAGCUGCUCCUGACCGAAUCCUACCAGCAGACCCAGGCGUCCUUACAGGAGACGAUCGGGAAGCUGAACUCCCAGCUGAAAUCCUUCCAGGAGAGAAUGAAGCGGGUGGAGGAGUCUAUCUUGAGCCAAGACUACAAGAAACACUUGCAGGAUUACGGGAUCCCCAGCCAGUUCUGGGAGCAGGAGCUGGAGAGCCUGCACUUCGUCAUCGAGAUGAAGAACGAGCGCAUCCACCACCUGGACAAGAAGCUGCUGACCCUGGAGGCUGUGGUGGAAAGGAACCUGCAGCUGGAAGAGAAGGUGAAAGCCCUGCAGCAGGAGAAUGAGGACCUGCAAGUUCGGACGGAGAAACACUUGAUCAUGACCAGGCAGCUGUCGGAGGAGCUGCUGGCCACGCGGGGUGCGCUGGAGAAGGAGUCGCAGCUGCGGGAGCAGGUGCACCGGGAAAAGGAGGAGCUGCUGUACCGCGUCCUCAAUGGCGAUGCACCCCCCACCUUCCCACUGCCUGUGGCCGAGGCACCCCUUAUAGCCACGUAGCAGUGGCCCCUGUGACUGUCCCCUGGCUGCUACGGGGGGCUUGGAGCCUCUGAGGGGGAUUGUCAUCCUGCAGUGAUGGGGGAGCCCUUUGUAGGACAUUGCUUAUGGACUUUGCCCAUCUCCUCUGUGCCCCCUUCCUGGCUCGGACCUUGGGGGAAGCCACGGGCCCCUCGUGUACUGACAAGCCUCGGGGUUACCAGCGUGCCUAAAUGGAGCCGCUGGCUCCCAGCACCAGAAGGAAACGGGGCAGCAAAGCCGCAGGUCUGGGAAGGGGACCCAGGCUGGGUUUCAUCAGUCGGUGAACAUGGAACCAGAGGUGGAUCUGAACUGGGAGGCUCUGGGUCCAAGUGCCUUCGGGUCUGACCCUGGCUCAUGUCCAUCUCUCUCUGCAUCCACAGGGCCCAACUGUCCUGUCGGCUGGUGCCACGAGGCCCUGUGGCAGGAGCAUGGGGAGUGGAUGACAAAAGGGAGGCUUGGCUCCCCUCCUUUUGCUCCCAGAAGCCAGGGCCUGGGCUGAGGCUGGGUGGUGCCCGUUCA